This is a messenger RNA of Erinaceus europaeus (western European hedgehog), 2914 nucleotides long. It is a transcript of the gene CHST2, whose product is annotated as carbohydrate sulfotransferase 2. The transcript is spliced from 2 exons. The coding region runs from base 755 to 2347 and encodes 530 amino acids. The record is from RefSeq and is a predicted model, not a curated record. Gene Ontology annotation, molecular function: N-acetylglucosamine 6-O-sulfotransferase activity. Lineage: Eukaryota; Metazoa; Chordata; Mammalia; Eulipotyphla; Erinaceidae. Gene Ontology annotation, biological process: carbohydrate metabolic process; N-acetylglucosamine metabolic process; sulfur compound metabolic process. Gene Ontology annotation, cellular component: Golgi membrane.
GCUGCGGCCCCGGCUACUCGGCUCCGAGCGUUGUGUGCAGAGACCCCCGCGCCCAUCAGCAGCGGCGGGGCGGCGGGGGCUGCCGCUGUGCCGCCCGAGCGUCCUCCGAGUGAUGGGAACGGCCGCUGCCUUCGCCACCGCAGGGCUGCCCCGCGCCCCAUCAGCCGUCGCCGGCGAGAUGGGAAGAGUCGCCGCGCCGAGGCCGAGAGCGAGAGAGGCGGAGCCGCCGCGCCGCGAGCUGGGCCCGGUAUAACCCCCUCCCUCCCCCCGCACCGUUGCGCCCCCCGCGCGGGGAAGGAAGCUGCGGUCCCCGAGGGCGGAGGAGAACCGCCGGAGCCCAGGCGCAGCCGAGCGCAGAGCGGGGCUCCGGGCCGGGGAAAGUUUCCUUUUCCAAACCGCAGGGCGCUCACUGCCCGGAAACUCUGCCCGGGGCUGGGGCCGCCGAGUCGGUCGCCUCCACCCCUCCCCUCCCGGCGGUGCGGGGACCCCGGCGGAGGAAAGCUCGAGUGGGAGCGAGUAACAGCGGAACAGACCGCCGGGCCGUGACCCCGGGCCGCUCCGGGCAGUGCCCGCGGCUGCAGGUCCUGCCCGGAGCCGCUGCCAUGGGAGAACCACCCCUGGGCGCCGGGGACCAGCCGCCGCGCCCGCUUCGGAGCCGCGGCCCCAGUCCCCGCAUCCGCAGCCGACCCGCUGCGUCGUCCUCCCGGGCUGCAGGGCCGCCUCCUCCGCGCCGCCGGCCGGGGCUGAGCGUGUGAUGAGCCGCGUCCCGCCGCGAGCCCUGCCACUGGGCGCGCCUCUCCGGCUGCUCCCGGCCGCGCCCGCCGCUGCGCCGCGCGCCCUGCUCCCGCCGUGGCCCCGGCGCCCCGGCCGCCGCUGGCCAGCGUCCCCGCUCGGCAUGAAGGUGUUCCGCAGGAAGGCGCUGGUGCUGUGCGCGGGCUACGCGCUGCUGCUGGUGCUCACCAUGCUCAACCUGCUGGACUACAAGUGGCAUAAGGAGCCGCUGCAGCAGUGCAGCCCCGACGGGCCGCUGGCGGUCGUGGCGGGAGCCGCCGGGGCGGGCUGGGAGCGCCCUGGGCCUCCCCCUGCAGCGCCGCCCCGCGCGCACGCCCGCGCGGAACCCCGGACCCCGCACCGCCUUUCCGGAGCCGCCGUCGGGGUGGCCCCGGCAGCUGUGGCGGCGGUGGCUGGGGGCGCAGCCCCGAGGGGCAAUGACACUCGCGGCGCCGCUGGCGUCCGGGACAAGCGCCAGCUGGUGUACGUGUUCACCACGUGGCGCUCGGGCUCGUCCUUCUUCGGGGAGCUCUUCAACCAGAACCCGGAGGUGUUCUUCCUGUACGAGCCCGUGUGGCACGUGUGGCAGAAGCUGUACCCGGGGGACGCCGUGUCGCUGCAGGGCGCGGCGCGGGACAUGCUGAGCGCGCUUUACCGCUGCGACCUGUCCGUCUUCCAGCUGUACAGCCCCGCGGGCAGCGGGGGGCGCAACCUCACCACUCUGGGCAUCUUCGGCGCGGCCACCAACAAGGUGGUGUGCUCGUCGCCGCUCUGCCCGGCCUACCGCAAGGAAGUGGUGGGGUUGGUGGACGACCGGGUGUGUAAGAAGUGCCCCCCGCAGCGCCUGGCGCGCUUCGAGGAGGAGUGCCGCAAGUACCGCACGCUGGUCAUUAAGGGCGUGCGAGUCUUCGACGUGGCCGUGCUGGCGCCGCUGCUACGCGACCCGGUCCUGGAUCUCAAGGUCAUCCACCUGGUGCGCGACCCCCGCGCAGUGGCCAGCUCACGCAUCCGCUCGCGCCACGGGCUCAUCCGGGAGAGCCUGCAGGUGGUGCGCAGCCGCGACCCGCGAGCGCACCGCAUGCCGUUCCUGGAGGCGGCGGGCCACAAGCUGGGCGCCAAGAAGGAGGGCAUGGGAGGCCCGGCCGACUACCAUGCCCUGGGCGCCAUGGAGGUCAUCUGCAACAGCAUGGCUAAGACCUUGCAGACGGCCCUGCAGCCUCCGGACUGGCUGCAGGGCCACUACCUAGUGGUGCGGUACGAAGACCUGGUAGGAGAUCCGGUCAAGACCCUCCGGAGGGUCUAUGACUUUGUGGGACUGUUGGUGAGCCCCGAGAUGGAGCAGUUCGCCCUCAACAUGACCAGUGGCUCAGGCUCCUCCUCCAAGCCUUUCGUGGUGUCGGCGCGCAAUGCCACACAGGCCGCCAACGCCUGGCGGACCGCCCUCACCUUCCAGCAGAUCAAACAGGUGGAGGAGUUUUGCUACCAGCCCAUGGCGGUGCUGGGCUACGAGCGGGUCAACAGCCCAGAGGAGGUCAAAGACCUCAGCAAAACGCUGCUCCACAAACCACGGCUCUGAGAUGGAUGCCCGAGGCACCCGGCUCCUGCCCAGACACACACAGGGAGACUGUGGUGUGUUCAGAUAAACACAGCCCAGACCCGAAACUGAGGAAGCCCACAUAGUUGACUAUAGAUCUAUAAUAUAAAUAACCUCACAGGCAUUUGCUGUCAGUGUUUUGAGUCAUUGAAUUUCAAGGAACAACACACAUACAGACACACGCACACAUGCACAUAUACACCUCAGAAAAGGCAAGACUUGAAAGUUCCCACCAGCUGCUCCCUCCCUCCUCCUCCUGUCUUUUCUCCCAUUCCUUCCCUGCCUUCCAUUUUGCAGUGGGAUAUUGACUGAAUCAAGACCCCAGUAACCCCAAUCUUGUUUACAAAAUUUUUGUGGUAUCUGUGAACAUGUAAAAAGGAGUCAUUUGGAUGUGUGUUGGGGGUGGGAGGGUGCAGAAAGGGGGAGUCCCAGGGGGAAAAGACCCGUUGGUCGGAACAAACCCAGGAGGCUGUAGACUUUUGUGUAAAGAGCAAAGGUUACAUGUGAGUAUUAAUAAAGAAGAUAAUAAAUCAUAUUCUUUUUAAUUUU